AAAAAGUUGUCAUCGAGUCGAAAGUAUCAUCUCAAGAGCUUGAUGCUUUCGAUUGCUAAAGGUCUGCUUGAUGCUGAAGCUAAGGCAGCUGAGCAAGAGAGAAAAGAUUACAUGGCUCAGAACUGUCCACCACUGGAGGUGUCUGGAUCUUUGGCUGACUUGCAGGAGCUCUGCAAGAAACUUCAGGCAAAGAUUGAUGUAGUUGAUGAGGAAAGAUAUGACUUGGCUGCCAAAGUUACAAAGAGUGAUAAGGAGAUUGAUGACCUCAAGAUCAAAGUCCAGGAUCUGAAGGGCAAGUUCAAGAAGCCAGUAUUGAGGAAAGUGCGUAUGUCAGCUGACCAAAUGCUUCAGGCCCUGCUCGGCUCCAAGCACAAAGUCUCUCUGGAUCUAAGAGCCAACCUGAAACAAGUGAAGAAAGAGGCCAAAGAGGAGGUCAGUGUUGCAGAUGUCGGUGACUGGCGUAAGAACAUUGAGGACAAGGCUGGCAUGGAUGGCAGGAAGAAGAUGUUUGAGGCAGAGGCUUAA
Messenger RNA from Chanos chanos (milkfish), 525 nucleotides. RefSeq names its product troponin I, fast skeletal muscle-like. NCBI's taxonomy places the organism in Eukaryota, Metazoa, Chordata, Actinopteri, Gonorynchiformes, Chanidae. The transcript has 5 exons. The record is from RefSeq and is a predicted model, not a curated record. The coding region runs from base 43 to 525 and encodes 160 amino acids. Gene Ontology annotation, biological process: cardiac muscle contraction; skeletal muscle contraction. Gene Ontology annotation, cellular component: troponin complex.